AUGAGUGAGAAACCCAACCAAGAACCAACUGAGCCAAGUGUUUCAUUUACAACAUUGAAAGUGAAGAAUAAAGUAUGGGCAAAAUUCAUUAGUACAAUCUCACAAAUACCAGGCGCCAGUAGUACCUACUUACAAUCAAAUGUGGUUCAACACGAUGAUAAUACAAGUGGAAUAAAUUCACAACAGAUUACAAAUAAGGGAGGACGUAUUACAUUUCAACAGUCUGGUACAUAUAUGAUUAUUGUAAAUGUACAAGUUGGUGCACUAACUGGCAUUGGUGAUUUACAUUUGUGGUUUCGUUUAAAUGGUAGUGAUGUAUCGAAUUCAAACGUCGUUCGGUCACUAGUAAAUGAGAAUGACGUAUCAAUAUUACUCAAUCAGUUGGCAAUUGAACUUGAAAGUGGUGAUUAUAUUGAACUUGUUUAUUCAACAACAAAUUCACGCCUUGGUAUAAUAACACUUCUACAGGUAGGUGAACCAACACCAAUCAGUGCUGCUGCUUUAAUAUUUCGAGCAUGA
This is a messenger RNA of Didymodactylos carnosus, 519 nucleotides long. The record is from the annotation of a GenBank genome assembly. NCBI's taxonomy places the organism in Eukaryota, Metazoa, Rotifera, Eurotatoria, Philodinida, Philodinidae.